CCAGCCCGCACGGACGCCGCAGCACUCACGCCCACGCCCAAGCUUGGUCGUUGCGAAAGAUCCGCUUGACACGCAGCAGUCUCCGUCACUCGUAGCUCUACCCCCUUCCUCCACGCGCGGCAGCUCGAUCUCGCCGCCCGCCCAGGAAAAAUUAGUUCGCACUCGCAGAGACCGAGUGCAGCAGCGCCCACCCCCGUCCAGCCGCUCCCGACCAGCACCAGCACGGCCAUGUCCAUGGGCCUCCACUCGGCGCGCGAGGAGCUCGGCCUGCCCAACGUGGCCGCCAGCCACGGCAUGGCGCUCUCGUCCACCGGCUACAUGAGCGGCGACGUCGGCCAGCAGAUCGGCGGCCUGCCCAAGCCCAUCAGCCUCAGCCCGCGCACCUUCGGCAUGGAGGACCUGCGCGACUUCUGCGGCCCCGUCGGCACGUUCAAGACCGGCCUGACGCCGCGCGUCUUCAGCACGGGCCUCACCCCGCGCUCGGGCUUCACGCCGCGCUUCACGACCGGGUUCACGCCCCGCAUCAACGUCAAUGGGCUCAGCCAAGCGCCCAACGCCCCGCCCACCGAGACCCAGAGCGCCUUCAUGAACCGCCCGGGCGCGGGCUACUCGCCACGUGGUGGCGCGGACGCCAACAACAACAAGAUUUCCCCCUCGGGAUUCACCCCCAAGGAUGUGUCGGGCGCCAAGGUGCCGAUGCGCUUCCCCGGCGCCUUCUCCAACAACAGCCCGCCCAAGAUGCCCAUGGGUGACCACCCGUACAAGCAGGAGCCUGCUCCGCCGCAGUCGCACCUCCAGCAAAUGCAGCAGAUCCACCAACACACCCAGCAGAUGAACCACGGCGCGCAGCACCACGGUCACAUGCCUCACCCGGGAAUGCCCAACAUGAACAUGCCCAUGUACGACUACAUGAACCGCCCCGCGCUGCAGCAGCCCGCGGACCCACGCCUGAGCGUGACCCCCAACUCCGACCGUGUGUCAGACCAGGAAGACCUGGACGAACGGCGCCGUAUGAAGAACCGCGAGCGCGUGCGCAAGUGCCGCAAGCGCAAGCAGGACCGCCUCAACUUCCUCGAGGACCGCACGGCGGAGCUGGAGAAGGAGAACGGCAUGCUGAAGGCCAAGAUGGCUCGCAAGGACUCUGGCGCCAAGGACGAGCCCAUGACUGAGGCCCAGCUGAACGACCUCCGCAAGAAGCAGAACACUACUCUGUCUUCGUACAUUCGCGCCUACAACGAAGUGGACGGCUCUGCCUUCGAGUCCAGUGCACGUGGCAUCUGGGCCGACAACGCGGAGAUCCUGUACGGCAGCAGUGGCGCUCGCGUUGCCGGCAUGAACGACAUCGUCGCCAGCAAGAAGUCUAGUGCCAGUGUCUUCUCCAAGUACGAGAUCAAGCAGUACACGGUGCAGUGGAUGCCCAACUCGACCGACAAGUGCCUCGUGACCUGGGAGGUGGAAGUGAGCGUGAAGAAGGAGGCGGCCAAGAAUGUACCGCUGACUGCUCCCUUCGCUGAGCUGGCCCCGCACUACGGCGGCAGUAACGAGCCUCUCUCGUUCCAGAUGAUCUCUCGCAUCACGUUUGAGGAGGGCAAGAUCACGGAGGAGAUCCGCCAGCUCAACCUGUCUCGCAUUGGCGAGAAGGCGCUGAAGCAGUUUGCUGAGGACCCCAAGAAGGCCGCCGAUGUGCUGCGAUGCCUGAUGGUGGCGGCGUAAGUUUGUCAGACAUUGCAAGACAAGGAAGGCGGCGAGCUCGAGAAGCGAGCUAGACCGAUUAUCGGACGCACACGGGCAGAGACAGAUUGCUCGUAGCUGAAGGAGAGUGAGUGUCCUUCUCCUCGUUGAGUUGCAGUAGAGCAUCGUGUAUCAUAAGCAAAAUAUUACUCGGAGAAACUCAAAAGCUUGCUCGUGCAUCUUUCAACGUUGUUUGCCAUCACCACAAGCAGGCAGGAGCCCCUCGCUCGAGCGCGUGAGUCAACGCGUGGCUUCAUCUCAGAGCUUACAGGCGCAGCUCCGCCGCGGCGUCGUUCAUGCUUGCUUAUUUCCUCAACAUUACUCACACAUGCGCACGGGGGUGAACAGCUCACCACUGCGCGGAGCAACGCUACUGCAGCGGCACGAAAAAAAGUAGGAAGUGCUUAGUUGAUCUAUUUGCUUCUUAAUACGUGUAGGUGGGGUGCGUCGCAGCACCGACGUGCGUCUGCUUCUUGAAUAAAAACUUGUGGUGCAACGGCUUGUGGCUCUAAGGAGGCAGCAAGGUCCAUCAGCGGGCGGCAGGGCAAGCAUAAGACUGCUCUCCUCUUCAACACGUAGAGAGCGCCUCGCUCUACAGUACUGCAGCCUCGAGUGGCGCUUCUUCGUGCGUUGCUGUCUUCAUGGGUUCGCCUCUGCAGUCGACGGCUAGCUCCACGCUCGUCUCGAAACGUCUGCAGCAACACCACGACACAACCACGAGAAAGAAUGAGCGGCGAACGGCACAGCAGGAGGAAGGCUCCAUCCACUCUCUGGAGCAUCAGCACGUACCGGCGAAGACGGUGUUGAGCGUUGGGAUGUUGUUAGCCUUGAGGAUCUCAGCUGGCACGUCGUUCAUCUCAUUGAGCUCCUACAGGCGAAAGCACACAGCAAGUGAGUUCAGAGGCUUCCAGGGCUGCAGGAAGCAGUAGCAGCAAGCCUGUCGCACCUGGAUCUCCUUGAAGGAGCCGAUGUACUUGAUGUCCUUGCCCUCCGGGUCCUGGAGAAAGACCUGCGGAUAGUUGCCGCGGAUGCCGCUGGCCUCGAAGUAGCGGUUGCGCGUGUCGCGGUUCUCCUCGAGGCUGCAGUCCACCUCCGUGUACGUGAUCCUGUUGCCGUCCAGCAGCUGCUUCAGGUGGCCGAUCUCGUACUUUUGCUCGGCGAUGGAGACCGUCGAGGAGGUCAGCACAACGCACGUCUGCGGAUGGACGGCGCGGCAUCAGAGGCGGUACAGUAAGCGGCGGCGUCAGCGGAGGCACACACACACGCAAGGCAGGCAGGGCAGGCGCACCUUGACGGGACUCAUGGCGUGAGUAACUCGAAGGUGGCGGGUGGACUAGGACUGGAUGAGCUUAGUUUAGCUUCUCGGCUUUUCACAACUGCCUCGGCUGGAUCGGAGCCCUCCACGCACGCGGUGGUGUGGCGCACACCAAGAAAGGACAGGAACGUUCACAUCGAGCGCGGCACGCUUCCAUUGCCCUGCUCGGCUCGGUGUCGCAGCCUACGCCAGGAUUGGUAAGUCGCUUGCCUACGGAAAGCCAAGUUGCCUUCCGCGGCGAUGACUGGCUGCAGUCGCCCCGCGCGCGCGAGUGAAGCCACAUUUAGGACGAUUCUUGCACUUCCUGAUAUGGCUACGCUCGACGGCGAUACGACUGCAGCGAAUCGCGCGCUGCUUGUCAAGCAUGUCGUCGAGCGACGUGGCCGCGAAUCGGUUGCGCUUGGGUCGCAUGCUAGGCUGUCGUCACCUGCAACAGUGAGUCGACGUACAUGUACACAUUACCCGAGUCGCUCUCUUCGGUAUCGGUGCCACUUGAAUGACUUCCUUUCAGCCUUCUCACAGUCAAAUCUGAGCUUGAGACUGUGAGAAGGCAAUCAUACAAGUAUCGGCACCGUCACCAACUUCCACAACAAAGAGAUACUGUUCAUGUACUGUACCUCUCUCCGCGUCUGCUUUUGAUUCUGCGAUGCUGAUGUCGAUCAUUGGGAAUGGCGAGAGCACAACUCUUGCAAUACGGUUCGCACGGACCUAUCGCGGCAACCGCGUCGGCCCAACAAGCAGCUGUACUGCACUCGCCAGUCGGUUGCAAUGGUUGGUGCAUCCGUUCUCUCAAGAAGCAGGAAACCCCAGCUCACAUGCACUGCAGCCCGUGUGUAGUACACGUAUCGUAGGUUGUCGCCUUUGUGUUCAGGCCAUCGAAAAGAGUAAAUCAGACCCGUGGAUUCCACAAGACCGCACACGACCGACGAGAUGGCGAAAUUGGUUCCUUCUUCGCUGGCUUCACUUCCACUUUAUCUCCCGACGACUCAAGCGCCGUCUUGCCAGCACCACCCAAGCUUCAUCAACCGUCGUCUUGCCAGCACCGCCCAAAGCUUCAUCAACAGUCAUCUUGCCAGCACCACUACAUCAACCAGACCGUCACGCUUGCUAGGCUGCCACUGCUAGCAUGCGUGCUACCUAGCCAACUGCGGUGAAGAUUUCAUGGUGAACCGAGCAAACACCGCAUUUCGCUAGCCGUGACAGCGCCAAGCGUAUCCUGAUGGCGAUUGGUGCGCGAUCCGCCCAAUAAUCCCGUCUGAUUUGUCCACGCGAGCGGCUCCAGUCAAAGGCCGUGACACGCCGUAAUGCGCGCACUUCCAGUUGCCUCCGCCGCCGCACACCCGCCAUGGCGCCGCGCCCCCCGCUGCCGCUGCUGCUGCUCGCCGCGACCUUCCUGA
Molecule: messenger RNA, 4443 nt
Organism: Phytophthora sojae
Lineage: Eukaryota; Oomycota; Peronosporomycetes; Peronosporales; Peronosporaceae
Exons: 1
Coding region: 229-1713 (494 amino acids)
Biological process (GO): regulation of transcription by RNA polymerase II
Cellular component (GO): transcription regulator complex
Molecular function (GO): DNA-binding transcription factor activity, RNA polymerase II-specific; RNA polymerase II cis-regulatory region sequence-specific DNA binding
Source: RefSeq, a predicted model, not a curated record